AUGUUGGGUAGUGAAGGGGCACAAUUUGGGAAGCUAAGGGACUACCUGAGUGAGAUACACAAGAGCAAUUCAGGGAGCACAUCACAUAUGAACACGUUACCCCAGCCACAAGGGCCAAACUUGUUUCAGAGAUUGUAUAUCAGUUUUGAUGCUUACAAAAGAGGCUUUAAGAAUGGGUGCAGGCCACUCAUCGGGCUGGAUGGGUGUUUCUUGAAGGGCUACUAUGGGGGCCAACUUCUUUCUACAGUGACACAAGAUACAAAUAAUCAUGUUUUUGUCAUUGCAUUUGGUGUAACCAGGGUUGAGAACACCGAUAAUUGGAAGUGGUUUUUGACUUGCCUUGAGGAGGACUUUGGGGCAAGCAUGCUCUUUGGAUGGCAUUUGAUGUCAGAUAAACAGAAAGGUCUUGUAAGGGCAGUCCAAGAGGUGAUGAGGUUUAGAGUCAAACAGGUUAAGGGUUGUGUUUGGGAAGCUGCUAGGAGCACAACUCCAGUUCAGUUCAAGGAUGCUAUGGAUAGGUUGAAAUAUGUGAGUAAUGGAGCUUGGGAGUACAUGAGUAAUAAGUUUGACCCUAAGGUAUGGUGUAGGGCGUUUUUCAAUCGCUAUCCUAAGAAUGCUGCUGUGACAAACAAUAUGUGCGAGUCUUGGAACGCAGUGAUUGUGGAGGCUAGGGAGAAACCAAUCCUGACACUGUGUGAGGAGCUACGGGUUCAUGUUAUGAACAAAAUGGCUAGACACAGGAGGAUUCUGGGGACCUAUAAAGGAAGGCUGGCACCAGUCCAGCAAAUGAAAUUGGACAAAUGGAUUAAGCCACAAAGCCACAAGUGGAAUGCUCAAUGGUGUGGUGACAAUGACAGGGUGGUAUUUGAUGUAUCCAGGAAUACACAGAAGUUUGGGGUUAACUUGAAAAAUCAAACCUGCACAUGUAAUUUAUGGCAGCUCACAGGUGUACCUUGUGUUUAUGCUGUUGCAGCAAUAUCUAGAGUGAGGGUAAAAUCAGCUGAAGACUUUGUGUCUCCAUUUCUCACUAUGGAGGCCAUAAGGAAGACAUAUGACAUUUGUAUCAACCCUGUGCCCAGUGAAGAGUAUUGGGAACAAAUUGAUAAACUGAAGGCAGAUCCACCAAAAAUUGUGAGACCUGUUGGUAGACCAGUUAAGAGGAGAAAGGAAUCAGUUACACCUCAAACUCCAACGGAUGGAAACAAGGUCAGGAGGACCUUCUAG
This is a messenger RNA of Arachis stenosperma, 1224 nucleotides long. RefSeq lists its product as uncharacterized. Gene Ontology annotation, molecular function: zinc ion binding. The record is from RefSeq and is a predicted model, not a curated record. Lineage: Eukaryota; Viridiplantae; Streptophyta; Magnoliopsida; Fabales; Fabaceae. The coding region runs from base 1 to 1224 and encodes 407 amino acids. The transcript has 4 exons.